GACGGGGAUUGCUCGUGCUCAGGUGGCCCUGCAGCCACUGUCCCUCCGGGCCACAGACAAGUCCCGACCCCUGCCCCUACCUGCCCCUACCUGCCCCGCAGCCUGCCGCCGCCCCGGGGGCUCCCGGCGGCUCCGGCGCCAGGGCCUCGCUGCAAUUCGCCGCCGGGGAGCCCCCGCCCUUCCUCCGCCGCUUAAAGCGCGGCGGGCCCGCCGCGGAGCACAUCCUCCUGCACAGGGGAGCGGCCGUGGCCUCACGCCUCCGCGGCGGGUUUAUUUUUAGUUUUGGUUUUUUUUUUUUUUUUUUUUUUUUUUUUUUUGGCCUACUGAGUUUUCAUCCCAGUGAAUUUGGGGCAGCUUUGCUUUGCCUUUGGCCCCGUCGUUGCUGGACUAGCCAGCUGUCCCGCAGAGCUGCUCCGGCCCGCUUGAGGCUUCCUCAGGUGCGAUCCGGGCCGAGGCAGUGGAGCGCGGCGGCGGCACCAUGCCAGCCACCUUCUCCGGCCGGUGCCUGCGGCGCCUGCUGCUGCUGCUCUGUAUCAGCCUUUCGGGUGGAAACCUUGCAGAUCCAGCUAUGACAACACAAGAUUCCAGUCAGGCUCAGGUGAAUUUUGUGACUAAGACACAAGUUGGACGUGAAUCAUCUGGUCCAAAUGUUGCCGUACAAGAACUCAAGCCAGCAGGCAAGGAGAACUCGAAUAGUGUCUCAGAGCAUGAGAUGGUCCUAAUUGGUACUUCACUGGAAAAAAAAAUCUCUUUGCCCAGUCCAACUAAAGUUGACCUUACAUGCAAAUUAGAUAACAGUUCCCAUUUGGAAAAUCCCCAAGUGACUUGGAAAAAGGGGAGUGAAACAAUCAGUCACACCAGUAAAACUCCGAACAGCUGGACUAUCCAAGUGACCGUCUCAGACAGCAGUCAGCUGGGAAGUUACACUUGUAUUCUGAAAGCUGAAAAAGAAAUCAGUGCUAUGUUUCAUUUGCAAGUACCAAAGCUUGAAGGAAAGGAAAAACCUGUAAUCACUUAUGAAAGAGAUAAAGCUGUAAUGGUUUGUAAAACUGAGUAUAAUCCCAAGACUUGGUCCUGGUAUAUGGCCAAUGGAACUGAGCUGGUUCCCAUUGAUAAGAUUUUACGUACAGACAAGCUUCAGAUUAAGACACCAUCUCCCAAUGUAAACCGUCUGGAGAUACUCAACCUCACCAAGGAAGAUAGUGGUGUAUAUUGGUGUGAAGCUACUUUUGAAUUAGGGAACAGUCAAAUUAAGUUUGAACUUAAAGUUCUGUCCAUUGAGGUACCUCUCAAACCCUUUAUAGCAAUUGUGGCUGAAGUUGCUGUUCUUUUUACUACUAUUGUCCUGUAUGAGGUGUAUUCGAAAAGGAAAGGAAAAGGAAGUAAAAAAGAAUUUGACCAAAUUGACCAACUUAAAUCAGAAGUCACUACUGAGAAACAGAAGUAGUUCUAGGCAGAGAAGUAAAUCUGGUUCCUUAAAGGGAGAUCUAAGCCAACACAAGUGGAAGUUAUUGCAAAGCUACGAUGUAUCACAAAGAAGAUGUAUGCAGCUAUGGAUUUUAAACAUUCAUGAUGUUUUGAAGUAAAGUCCUCUGCAUUUGAGAAAUAAGAUACUUUUAAAAUGGUUCUGAAACUGCUCAUUUUAGAAGAUGAUAUGGUAUAUUUUAUUUAGACAUUUAUCUGUAACAUUUUACUACUAGCAGUUGUUUUUUUACUUUAGGCUUACUGUUGGUUUAUGAUUGGUCUGUUGGAUUUUUGUAUUCCAAACUAGUGUUGUAGUCACUGAACAAAAGGUUAAUAUAGAGUGGGCAAUGUAAAACUGGACUUGUAAGAUGAAAAUGUAUUUCCACCAAAGAAAAUGCUUUUUACUAGCUUAUGAAGCAAAUGUGAUGCAACCGUUUUUACCAAAGAAAUGGUGAAAGGGGACUCUUUAUCAGGACUUAAAUGAAACAUUGAAAGUUUCAGUUUACUCUGAAUCGUAAAAUAUCUUCAUUCUAACUUUUUGUAGCUUCAUUCUCAGUUCUACUAUAUUGUAGUCCUUAGUGGGCUCAGAUAUUUCAGAGUAUAUGGAAGAAGUAUUGGGGAUAUAGUACCUUAGACUAACUGCAAUGAUUCCUUACACUUGAAAAAAUUACAGCACUCUUUGGGCCUGCAAAACCAGAUUGAUUAUUAUAAUUACUAUAGAAUUCUGAGUUUUUAGGAAUAUACCUGUAUACUUUUUUAAUCAUACAUACUGUCUACUUGGUACUUCUGCUUCUUCCAGCAAACUGGUGUUUCUUAAACUCCUUACAAAACACAGAAUGGGUCUUGAGCAGCUAAAAUUUUCAGGACAAUAGGAUAAAGCAGCAUGGAUACCACUUCUUCUCUUACACAAAAUUUUUAACACUUAAUGAUUUAGAGUACCGCUUUAGAAGAAUUAGUUGUCAUAAUAUCAUUUAGUUAUAUUAUGCAUUCAGCAGUUGAAAAAUGUUCAGCUAAUAAGAAAACAGUUUGUUAUAUCAGUUGCCUUUGUUUGAAAUAACUAAAACUUAAAUUUUGUGAGGAAGAAGUAAAGUGUUCAGAAAAACAUUUUGCGGAGGAAAAAUGUAAGGAAAAAUGCGGCAUUUGCAGACUCCAUAAGAAAGUGAAAGAAGAAAAAAAAUACACAGAAUUUCUUUGUACUGUUCAUUUUUCUUUGAACAUAAAUGAAUGUAGAGAAAAACCAGGUUUAAUGCUCUUCCUUUAUUUUUUCUAUUUUACUGUUCUUAUGGGUUUGAAAAAUAUCAGAAAUCCUAUCCUAUCCUAAAUUGGCUGUUUGUUGGAAAUGGGAGAAAAAACCCAGUCUGAUGUAUGCUUUUUUGUUUUUUCAUAAUUAAUUUUCUAGUUUGAAGAACUACAAGUUAAAGUCCGAAUAAGACACAGUGAGAAGUAUAAAAGCAUUGGGUGAUUGUAAGGAGUGAAUGCUGAUAAAGUUUCCUCUUGCUUAGAUACUGUGUUUAUUGUAUUUUGCCUUGGAGUUUCUAUGCAAUGUUAAAUCCAGAAUGCAACUACAGUUUUUAUAUGAAUUUCUUAUUGAUAUAAUUUAUAUUUUUAUUGCAGCAAGUAAAUGGGGGCAGUUUUAAAAUGUACUUCCAUAUAUUGUAUGGUAAAUUUUAGAGUAGUAAUUUGUUUUUUGUAGGCAGUUAAAUAGUAAAAAAAAGGUCUUAAGUCUUACUCUUAGAUCUUAAGUCUUAUUUAGAGAUCUAAGAAUAAUAUUCUGAAUAAAGCAACAUUAAUAUGUUUUGCUAUGGAAAUGGAGUGAGAUACUGUUUUGAAAAAAGCCCAACACUUAAUCAGAAGUGGUUAUAAUCUUUCUGCCUUCACUUAGCACUCUUACCUGAUGUUUUUGCAGUUGGGCUAUAAAGUCUUGGCUAACAUAGGCAAGUUAAGUCAUAAAAAUAGAUAGUUUUUUGGCAUUAGCAGAUAAAACCUGGAUUAAGCAUGGAUUUUAGAAUCAACACAUCUUGUAGGUAUAUCAGGACUAUAUUAGUUUGGCUAAUAUGGCUGCUGAAACUAUAGCUUUGCCUUGACCUACCUCUAGCAUGUUCUGCUUGCUUUGUCUGAGGGGUUUGGUGUUUAUUUUUAGGUUGGUGAAUAGUUUUCAUCAUUGUAAGGGAUUUUAUUAUUUGCAUAUUCUCCUAGGUUUAAACCCUUUUGGGCUGCCUUGUGGAGGGGAAUGACACAUAACAUUGAAUGGUAAAUAUUAAGUGAUUGGCAUAGUUAAUGGUCAAAUUCAAAGGCAUAAACUCUACUUUUCUUGGUCCAAGUACCACAAAAAGCUCUGGAAAUCUUGAAAUUUAUCUUUUCAGAUGUGUUUUGUAUGUUCAAAACACUUCCAAUGCAGUUGCUUUAUGGCAACCCGAAGACUCUAGGCAGUGAUUUAUUUAAUUUUUUACAUCAUUCAAGCCAGGAGAUACCAAAUAAGAUCCAAAACUAUUGUGAAAUGUCCUUCAUACAACAGUUGGAGUGAAAUGUAAGAAUCAAAAAAAUCAGUUUUAAGAAUAAAAUAUUAAUCUGUAAUCCUAACUUAGGUGGAUAGACAGAAUCUUAACAACUACAACUAUUUGGCAAAUCUUAUCUUCCAGGAUUAAAACCUUUUUUUGCAAGAGGGGCUAUUUUACUGGAUUUUAGACCAGCAAUAACCUUGUCAGUUUGUUAGAGGAAAAGGUUGAAAUCUGCAAAAGAAUCCUGAAGGGCUGUUUCUUAACACUUCAAGGGCUUCACUCCAAAUUCUUCCUGCCCUUAGGUCCAAAGUAGACACAAGCAGCUGUGAGACCAAAUUCCUAGUGAAGAUGCACAAACAUUAGAAGAGCUUCCAAACUGGGGGUUCAAAUAAACGUGCAUUAAUAUUUCUUUAGUAUGGAGACCUAAGCAUUGCACUGCAGUUCAACAAAAUUGAUUAGCUCUAGGUCCUUUGACACAUGUAAUCCUGGGGAAGAGAGGGAAUACUCAUCAGUACUGAAUCGGCAUCCAUGUGCAUGUAACUCUUUCAGCCCGAGAAAGUUUAUAAUCUGCCUUUAAGUUGCACCUCAGAACCUUUAAACAGUGACUGCUGAGCAAUGAAAGCUGAAAAGAAGCUGACUGGUAUCUUAAGGGCAGGGCAGGUUUUUCAGGUGAGUUGUAUCCCAAGUGUUGAGCUACCCAGCGUGUGUUGUCUGACCACAGUUCACCGCGUGAUGAUUCAGUUCUAGCUGGAAGAUCCGCAGAGCCAGGAUGGUGCAGAUACUGAGGAAGAAACCAGUUGAGAAUGUUGUAGGGUUGUGGGAAGGAGCUGCAUGUUGGUGUUCUGUAGGGCUCCUGAGGGACAGCCAGCAGAAGCUGAAAUGACUUGCAAUUAGACACGUACAGGAAAGACUGAAUGCAAAUCUGAAGGAGAAAACAUAUUUUCAGUUGUACCAGUCAGAUGGUAGGAAGUCCUGUACAGCAGCUGAAAACAAUCUGCCAUUGCUAAGCACUUGGACAGAUGAAAGCACGAAGUUAAAUGAGGUCUCAUAAAAUAACUAUAAGUUACGUGCUUAGAAAAUACUUCUCUGCAGUUUAACAGUUUUGUAGUCUUGUUACUUCAUUAUACUAGAAUGUGCAUUUGUAGUUCUUUGUGAAAAAACAAACCAAGUUCCAAACUUUACAGCUUCUGACUGAAGGUCUUGAUCUGUCAAAGUUUACUGUUGGCAGUUGUAUAAUGUUUUUAGUUGUAUAAUGGUUGUCCUGUCAUAUCCAAAAUUACCUCCUUACAGAAACUUCAUUUGUUUUGUUUUUGCAUUCAGUUUCAUAUUUAACCAAAGAGAUUUUGGGGGUUUUUUAUUACUUAUGAAAGUAUUUCUAUCAACUGCGUUGCUGAAUUAUUUUUAGAUUGACAUUAGAAGUUAACAGUGCCUUGAAGGAAGAAAUCUGUUUAUUGUAGUUAAUUCUGUUUUUGUCUUUUAUAAUAUGUUUGUUAAAAGUUUUCCUCUGAACUUGACAGCGAAAUCUGUUUUUCUAGUGAAAGACUACUAAGCCUAAUGCUUUUUUCAUGCUUGCCUUAUUUUACAUUCUUAUUUUAUAUUCUGUGCUCACUCAACUGUUCCAUUGUAUUGCUUAAGAAAAUUUAAAUGCUCUCUGUUUGUUUGAUGUAUAUCCGAUAAUGAGGAUGUUAGUUAGGAAUAGUGUGAAUUGAUAUAAGUACUUUAGAAAUAACUUCAAUAAAUUUAACCAUAAAGUGUUUCUCUAAGACACUAGGAAUGAUAUCACAAAGUCAAACUCCUGGUUUUAAUUUUUUUUUUUUUUUUAUUUCUCCAUAGCCUCAGAUCUUUAGAUCCAGACAGCUUGAUUACCCAACUGUCUUUACUUAGAUCUGUAACCUCCUAGAUGCAAAUUCUCAAAGAUAAAGUAAAAUCUGAGUAAUUCCUUGUAAAAUGCACACACUGCACCUAGCCUAGAUUCAUACUUUGUAACUUGGACAUAAAAUUUUGGAAGUUGCAUCUGGUGUUUCACUGUAAUGGGAGAUGGUGCUAAAGGAUCUAUUCCAGCAGAAGAUAGUCUAAAUAGAAUAUUAAUUAAACCAGCUAAGUAUCACCCUGUAUCAAUCCUAAUUUUUUUUUGUAAAGCACAAGAUAUCAAAAUGCAUUUACAUGGUGUUUGUUUUCCCAUGAAGAUAAAUCUCUGCACUUGCCUUGGAAAUUGAGGUAAACACGUUUUUUUCCCUCCUACUUAUCAGUUGAAGGAAGACUAAGGACAUUUCAUUAAGUUGUCCCCUUCAUAUAGUCAUAAAUGCAUAAUAGGACAUUUUGUUAGUACAUAAACUGUGCUGUGUUAUGUAACAUAUCCUUGCUCAUUACUGUUUUUGUCAA
This is a messenger RNA of Oenanthe melanoleuca, 6344 nucleotides long. RefSeq names its product embigin (gene EMB). Bases 479 to 1447 code for a protein of 322 amino acids. The record is from RefSeq and is a predicted model, not a curated record. Lineage: Eukaryota; Metazoa; Chordata; Aves; Passeriformes; Muscicapidae. The transcript is spliced from 10 exons. Gene Ontology annotation, cellular component: axon; plasma membrane. Gene Ontology annotation, biological process: homophilic cell-cell adhesion; axon guidance; dendrite self-avoidance. Gene Ontology annotation, molecular function: cell-cell adhesion mediator activity.